Molecule: messenger RNA, 1017 nt
Organism: Magallana angulata
Lineage: Eukaryota; Metazoa; Mollusca; Bivalvia; Ostreida; Ostreidae
Product: probable basic-leucine zipper transcription factor K
Exons: 4
Coding region: 1-1017 (338 amino acids)
Source: RefSeq, a predicted model, not a curated record
AUGCGAAAAGCAGCUAAGAAUGACUUUGAGAAAGACUUCUACAAAUUAAUGAAUAACAGUGUGUUCGGAAAGACUAUGGAAAAUCUCAGGAAACGAGUUGAUAUUCAGCUCAUUCAUCAGUUUGUAGGACUGAGACCAAAAAUGUAUAGUCUCACUUACGGAACAAGUGAAAAACGCACAGCAAAAGGUGUUAGCAAAUCGGUGAUACGAUCAAAAUUACGUCAUUCGUCGUACAGAGAAUGUUUAUUCCAAAGAGAAUCUCACAUGGAAACUAUGCGUCACUUGAAACUGAAACACCCAAUCAAAGAAAAAGGAUAUACCACACAUUCCAACCAACAACAGGAAUCUACCAUGUUAACUCAGCAGCAGCAGCAGCAGCAGCAGCAGCAGCAGCAACAGCAGCAGCAGCAGAAUACACAUGACCUCCAACGACAUAUCAAGAGAUGGUGCCCAGAGAAUGAUAAACGCAAACGACAACUUUCUCUUGAUGGUUAUGAGGAACCACCAAAAAAGAAGCAGCAUAUAUUUCAGUCAGAUGAAUACGAAAUGGACUAUGAAGAUGAUUCUCAUAGUGCGUCAACAGAAGAGGACUACUUCAAAAGAAUGAAACGGAGAGCAAAAGCUGAUAAUGGGGAUACAUGGUCUGAAAAGGUUAAAAAAUAUCAAAAAGAAGGAUUGUCUAAAAAAGAAGCAGAAGAAAAGGCAAAUAAGAAAAUGAAGGAGACCAAUUUUAUCUCAUUUUUGAACCUUUAUGGAAAAACUAUUCUGAACAUGUUAGACUUGAAAGAGGGGCAGAUCCACGAGAAAGUAAUGUCUAAUGUUGAAAAAUUCCUUAAAAAGGGAUAUGAGAACUUACCAGCUGUUCGUAUGGCUCUCAGAAAGUACAAACAUCUGCUUGAGGAAAUGAUGUAUUUAUCAGAUGAUGAAGGAACGGAUGAUGAAGAAACAGAUAGUGAAGAUGAAGAGAAUGAUGACGUGGAUUCUGAAGAUGAAACAGGGGAUGAAAGUGGGGAAUGA